GGGUGGUGAUGGUGUGAUUCGUGAGCUCAUCUUCAGACGUCAUCUUACACUAUCUAUACUCACAGAGCGCCGAGUAUUUGCGCCAUAUGGGCUUGAAGGAGGGGAUGAUGGCAAGAAAGGUUUGAACAUCCUGAUUCGUAAAUCUGGUAAGAAAAUUCGACUUGGUUCUAAAACAUCAGUGGAAGUGGAGAAAGGUGACAUGUUCCAGUUAUUCACUCCUGGGGGUGGUGGAUAUGGACCACUCAGUUGCAAAGCCACACGAGAUUUGAAAUCUGAUUCACCUGCAAAACGACGACAUAUUGAACGUGGCAGUUUGUUUGACUAUUCUAGAGCACAAGAAUCUGUAUAGGUUAAUUAAAGAACAUUGUAGUUCAACUAUUCUAGAGCACAAGAGUGUGUAUAGGAAAAAAAAACCUCAUGAGUUGUUAGACUUAAUGAGGAAUAUUUCAAAUGCAUUCUCAAUUUAGUUGUACAUCAUUUGUGAAUAUAAUAGUGAAAUAUUUUGUACACCUUGCAUACACUUAUACAAACCCUGACUUUACACAAGACUUACUUUCAGCAUGAGCUGGAAGUGGCCUUUUAACUUAAAACAAGGUGGAUAUUAGUAUUCAGCUACCAAUGGAAGGGGAGGAAUCCCUCCCAUCCAGAUAGUAUGCAUUCUAUUUAGUUAUUGGCUGCAAGGCGUGUCUCUUCUACUGCCUGCCGUUCAGCUUAUUUCUUUAUUAUGAUUUUGUUUUUUAAAGAUAAUUUUUGUUUUGACAUAUGGCCAUAUUGAAAUAAUGCAACAAUUUCUACUCUGUUACAUUAACAAUAUGUUAUUUUCACCUUUCUUGGUGCAUAGUUAGUUCUACAGAGUUAUGCUAUGUAGUGUUUUUCAACUCGGUUUUAGCAUAUGAGCCUUUCUCCUUAAUUCCUUCUCUAACUAGGUUUUGCCUUUUUCUUUUAAUGUAAACCCAGCUUGGUCUUAGCCUUGGUGUUUGUUCUGUACCAUUUUUUCUAUUACACUUCCUAGGAGUGAGGCAGCUGAGGCCUGUCUCUUGCCACCAACUAUUGGCUCCCCCUUUCUUGUCAUGAAAAAGUGGAUGAUGAUGUUGCAGGUACUUUAAAAAGUUUCUAUUUUAAAUAAGUUGUCUCCAAGACCAGUAGCUGUUCUGUUUACAGUUCUUGCUUCCAUGAAGGUCAUUGGUGGGACUCCUAUGAACAUCUGGAACCAACCCAUGUUCGUGUGAAAAGUGGGCAUGUUUUGUCUCCCCUUCCCUGCUCACAUUCAUCCAAGGGGACUAAACAUCUUCCUGGAGCAGCCAAUGUCCACUUCCAGAAAUAACCUUGUCCAAAUGUACUGGAUUAUUCUCCCAGACCAUUACGACCAUUGUCGAGUGAGUGACAUCUUUUCAUGACCGUGUUCGUCCACGGGUACUUAGACAUACAGGUAGGAUAGGAAAUUUAGUUUAUUUUUUCUUACUCAACUUGGUUGUUCCUACACGUAUACAAAUCCUCGGUUUUUACACAAGGGAAAGCAUUCCCAUAUAUAAAGGUCUAAUUGUUCCUCCUCAACCUUGGUGCUAUCAUAGGAUGAAGACAUAGGCCAUGGCCACAAGAAGAUCUUUGGAAUUGCUCAUAUAUAUUCUGUGCCUCUCUCAAUGACUUUGUUGUAAAGUUGGUUGGAGUCCUUUGAAGUUUGAGACUUGUGUCAGGUAGAAAUGUUAGAGCUAGGAUUGGUCCUCUCCUUUUUCAAGUCACCCUCAGAACAAUGCAUUCUGGAAUCCGCAACCUAGCCUAGCCUAACCUGACCUAAUUUGUACCUCAAUAACCUGAAUCCUCCUAGCUCUCCAAGCUGAGGAUAGGCAUUCUAUAAUGUUCUUAAGGAACAAUUGCAUGGUAGUUCCUUAGUCAACAAGAGGGGGGAGCUAGUGUCUAUCAUCUCAAUUGUGGUAUGGAUGCACAGGUCUACAGCAGCUUCCUCAAUACAGCAGUAAAUCAGACACAUUCCCUUAGAAUGAUAGAUGUUUGACAGGCAAAUUUGGUCAUUAGGGUUGCUGUUAGCAACAAUUGGGGUCUUGACACCUCGACAUUUCAAAGUAUUGUUUGAUAUAGGAAGAUGAUCAGGUUAGUCUUAUUUCAACACCAAGAAGCUGUUAUUGUUUGGCUCUGUCUUUACGGACUGCGGGCAAAACAGCCAUCAUCCUUACCAUUGAAAAUAUCACUUCUCUGGUCACCAAAGUUUAGUAACGACUGGUUAGUACUUGGAUAGAUGACCUCCCUUUAACACUAGAUGCUGUUGACUUCUAGGAGUAGCCUAUCACAUUCACUGUUAGAAAUGUUGAGGUUAGUCAGUACUUGGAUGAGUGACUUCGUAAGAACUUCAUAUUCUGUUUUGCAACUAGGAGAUGUCUUCGCAUCCAUGAUUCAAACCUUAGGUCUCUGACUUCCUGUUGUUCUGCCUGAUUCAUUGGGAGAUCAACAGUGUAUGAGCAUUCCAUUUCCAAUUACCCUAAAGGCUACCAAGUGUCCAAAAGCCUUUUGUGUUACCACUUAAGAUUUCACCUCCAAACUAGUGCUGACAAAUUGUUUUUGGUUGUGGCUUGGCCAAGAAGUAGUGUCUAGGAGUGCCAUUUCUUUUGACUUUGUGUAUAAUCAAACGGACACACUCCAUAGCUGCUGACAUGGUGGACAACAAUACAUUGUGGGUGAGAUUUCGCAAGGUCAGGGAUAUUGGUUUGCCAUUAGCACUCGGGAAGAACCCGUCAGACAGGUACUAAGGUUGGGAAUACAGUCACAACAGACCAUAUUUGCUUCUGGGAUGUUGCCCAUAGAUCCUGCCUUUUUCCCUGAGUUCUGUGGUAGCUACUCAAUGUAGAUCACCUAACUCUAGGGGACAGGUAGCAUCUCUCCUAAGGUGUGCAGCUGCAAAGAGCUGUUGUGUGUGGGACUGGCCUCCUUACCUUCUCUUUUAUACUCUUCUUAGGGAUGGUUAGCAAACUUUCACAUGCUGGACAGACGUGCAAACAGGUGUUCUAGAUGACUCGGUACCCUGUCUACAAUCUAGGUCUUUUUGGAUUAAUAUAUGCAACUCCUGCCCUCUCUCUAUCAAGGGGGAGAGACUUAAUAAUGAACAGACCUGUUGGUUAUCUUCAGCUUUAUUGUUCCCAACAAUACAGAUUCAUCCAAGCCCAUCUUUGAAUCAAUGACAUUACCUUCCAUUUAUUUGGAGGCCCAGAGGUCUGGCAGUUGAACAUCACGCACAUUCAACAGAUCACAGGCAUGAGUCUCUUUCGAUUUCACAUGACUAGGGAAGAGGCCCUGGGUGAGGCAAACUACAGGAGAGGCGCCCUGGUUGAGGCAAACUACAAGAAAGAGGCCCUAGGUGAGGCAAACUACUAGUCAGUCCAGGGAUUUGUUCGGAAUCCUCCCGCCAAGGAGUAAGUCUCCUAUAUGUAAAGUCGAGAACGUGAAGCAUUCCUGGUCUGCGGACAUGUCUCAUUCUCUUACUAGAGACCGGAACCUUAGGAGUCAGUCUCCUUCAGGCAGUUCUCUUCAGUGUCGUUCCUUCUUUCAGGACUGUGCUUGGUUGUCUUUUCAUGGAUGUGUGCUUGACUUGUUGCACAUCCACGCAUGUGAUUCAUCCCGCAAACGUGUAUGUGGUUCAUCGCACAAGUGUAUACAUGGUUUGAGUCGGGACCAUGUACAGGUUUCGUCGUGUGGCAGUGUUCCUGAACCCUCGGUUUCGGGAUCUUCAGUAUUUAGGGACUCCACUCCAACCAGUAAGGAACCUGAUGCCAGACUUCCUAGGAAGCCUUGCCAAUGCUGUUGCAGAAGGAUGAGGAUCCUGCCAAGCCUUCUUUUUCGCACUGUUGGUGUUUGAGCUUCCUUUGUCAGGCCAUGCUUAGUCCAUCUUAUGUAUGAACGCCUUGGUCUCGAACCGAGAUGGCUCACUGCACUGCACUGCAAUAGAUCCUACAAGUUUCUUCCUCCUCCUCUUGUGCAGCAUAGGAAAUAUUACUCCACUAAUUUGGUGCAAUUGAUGUCCUGUCACCUACCAUCUUCCAGACUGUCUCUUGGCUGGACUUGUGGCCCACUGCAAUAGCCAGGAUUGCUUUGGAUCAAGCUGAGGGAGGUUUCAGUUCCUCCUUUGGUUAGCCUGUUGCAGCCUGGUGCGAAGGCUAUUUCAUAUCAAGGCCACCUUAAUGCAACCUUGUAGGCCAACCUCCUCCUGGCCAGGAGGGACACAGCCUUGUCGAAGGUGGUGGGGUCAGUAGACUCAGAGUCCUUGUUGGCUCUCCAGAAUGGGGAUCUCCUUGAUUCUCAUUUUCUUUUCCCUAGAACCGAGUUAGAAGAUACAAUCAACCAGCGAUGAGUAGAUACUAAGGAUAGGCUGGUCCAUCAGGCAGUUUCCAAGUCAGAGGCUUGUCUCGUCCUCCUUCUCUCCCUCCUCAGCUACAGACAAGAUGGUCUUCUCCUGUCAAGUCAUCCAGGUGUUUGGCUUCUGUGGGGGGUGGUCUCUCAGCCUCCUUCAUAGCCCAAGACAAAACACAACAGCAUCCCUUUCAAUCCGGCCCCUACAAGCCUGGGAGGGGCUAUAGAGAAAGGGGUAGCGGAGGUCGUUGAUAGAGUGAGCGGCUCUCCCUCUCCAUUGCCACAGGUAGGGGAGUAAUUAUUCUUCGGGUGGGAUAUCUACUACCCAUCAACUUCUCCCCCCCUCUCUCGGACAGAUCCCUUCUCAAUCGGACGCAUGCUUACGACUCUUCAAAGUAUUUAGCUCUUCGAGGGGAAGUGUUGAAGAUGCUGAAAAAGGGUGCAGUGGAAGAAGUACAGUGUCAUUCACUGGGGUUUUAGUCAAAUUUUCCUGGUUCUGAAAGCUACAGGCGACUGGAGACCAGUAAUCGACCUUUCCACUUUGAAUCACUGUCAGGAAGACUAGGUUCAGGCUGGAGAUGCCCUUACAGUGUUGGCAGCGAUAAGAGACUACGACUUCUUGCUGUCAAUAGAUUUGAAGGAUGCUUAUCUCCAGAUUCCAAUUCACCCUUCAUCCAGGAAGUUCCUUUGCUUCACUGUGGGAGAGCAAGUUUUCCAAUUCAAAUCCUUUGCUUCGGGUUGAUCACCGCCCCUCAGGUGUUCACAAGGGUCUUUGCCCUCAUCUUUGACAUGGGCUCAUGUUUAAAGGGUGCGCCUGUAAAGAUACCUCGAUGACUGGCUGGUCUUGGCAAGCUCCAGGGAGAAACUACUUCAGGACAGAGACAGUCUUCUUCAGCUUUGUCAGGAGCUAGGCACAGUAGUAAAUCUUGAGAAGUCCAAUCUGGUUCCCAGCCAGAGAGCUCUCUAUCUAGGUAUGGCUAUAGAUAUGGCAGUGUGGAGGGUUUUUCUGACAGACCAGAUGUUAGAGGUGUUUCAGUCAGUGGCACGCUUAUUCCUGUCACAGCCCGAACAGCCAGCUCACCAGUGGCAGGUCCUGGGGAUUUUGUCUUCACUGGAGAAGCUGGUCCCUCAUGGCCACCUUCAUCUUGCAGAGACUGCAGUGGAGACUGAAGGACUUCUGGUCCCCAGCAGGGGAUUCCCCUCUGCAGAGUUCGUCUGUCAGAGGUGACGGAAGACCUUCGUUGGUGGUUGGACGACUGGAAUCUCUCAGUGGGAAUCCCUCUGCGUUCUCCCCCUCCAGACUCUCCUGUUUUGGGAUGCUCCCAUCACCGGUUGGGGUUCUCAUCUGGAAGAUCUUGUCUCAGGACUUGGAGUGUGGAGGAGAAGCUGCUGCACAUCAACAUUUUGGAGUUAAAGGCAGCUUUCCUGGGUCUUCAGGAGUUUUGGGAGAGGGUAGAGGGUCAUUCAGUUGUUCUGAUGUCCAACAACACCACUGUGGUCGUCUAUGUGAACAAGCAGGGGGUCCUGGUGUCUUGUCGGCUCCAUUUGUUGACAGUCGAGUUGCACCUGUGGUCUACCGACAACUCAGUGGAGCUCUCUGCCAGGUACAUUCCAGGCAGGAGGAAUGUGGUAGCUGACAAGCCGAGUCAUUGGAACCAAAUCCUGGGCACGGAGUGGUCUCUGCAUCAGGACGUGGCAGACAGGCUUUUUCACUUUUGGGGAAGCUUAUGCUAGACUGCAUUCAUACUGUAGAGCGAUAAGUGCCAGAGCGAUACUUUUCUACGCGACCACUUUUGAGCGAUAUCUGCAAAUGAAUGACAUACGUUGAACUGAUGCAGUUAAGAGCGAUACUCUAAAAAUAGUUUGAAACUACGUUUUUAAAAAUAGAUGCAUUUUAGUAAAAAUUUCUCUGAAACUUUAGUAAAAAUUUCUCUGAAACUAUGCACUUAACUACUUAAAAAUAGCAUAUAGUUUUAACACAAAAUUGCUUUGGAAUGAUAGUAGUGGUUUAAAAAUAGGUCAUUUAAAAAAAUUAGCAACCAAGUUUUAGUUAAGGGGGCCGGCCGGAACCCUUAUAUAUGGUGGUAUAGGGCGAAAAAUGCAGUCGUGAAAAAAUUCAUGGAGCUUCAUAUGGCAAUUGAUAAUACCUAUACGAAAUAUUUCGUCAAAAUUCCUCUUACUUUCGUAGUUACAGGGUAAUUAGUUAACGUAACUUAAUAAGCCUAAAACAUUGAUCCGUACAAGAAGAUGCAAUAUUUCUUCUAUUAUCGUAAAUUUUGAUAAUUACGUAUUGUCAAAGAAAUUAGGAGAAAUGGCAUCUGUAGACAUUCCCUGAGUCAAGAAGAGAGACUUCAGUCAGCUACCAACCAAGUCCAACCAUCAGUGCGAUAAAAAACUUCAAGUAGUCUACAUGUUCGAUUUCACCUCUUGACAUUCACUUGCUUUUACGUAUGUUUAUGUAUGUUUCGGCAAGAAUUUCAUCAUGCCAAUGAGGAAAAGACAAGGAAAACAUCUCGCUAACAUACAGACGAAGAAAAAUCGCUCAAGUAUUAUUACAGAAUAUCAUAAUAUACGCAUAGUUAGUGAAGAGAGAGGGGAGGGUUGCCUAGUAACGCCCCCUUCUUGCCUGUCAGCACACGUCACACUGUGCCCAAGGCUACGAUCUUUGAGCAAAGAGAUCUUCAUUUAUGAUAAAUAACAUAGUUUUGGUUUUUUAAUACCCAAAAUGGAAUAUGAAAUUCAUAAUAAUCAUGAUUUAUUAAAUUGUCUGUGUAAAAAGAGAGAACACCGAGUUUCACCUCUGACAUUCUCUUGCAUUUACGUUUGUUUAUCUUUGUUUCGGCAAGAAUUUCAUCAUGCCAAAGAGGAAAAUACAAGGAAAACAUCUUGCUAACAUACAGAAGAAGAAAAUUCGCUGUAAUAAGCCGAGUUAGUGAAGGGGAGAGAGAGAGUUGCGUAGGAAAGAGUGCCCCAUCUUGCCUCAAGCAGUGCCCCAGGCUACGAUAUAUGAGCAAAGGGAUCAUCAUUUAUGAUUAAAUUAUGAUAAAUAAAAUAGUUUUGGUUUAUUAAUACACAAAAAAGAAAUGUACAUUCAUAAUAAUCAUUAUUUAUUAACAUUGUCUUUAUAGAAAUACAAAGGAAAACUUUGAACGCCCAUAUCUCAAAACUAUACUUAUUGACCUUCAAAAUCUAUCUUCUCACUUAGUUUUAAAGCUAUAACAUUGGAAUUUGGUAUAUAACUCAGAAAGACAUUAUAGAACAAUCAAAUAGAGCCCUUUUUUCCAAUUUUUGUUUCGUCUUUUUUUUAUAAAUUUUUUUCGCCUCAUUUAUAGGGUUUAUUUUUUUACCAUAUUGAAAAAUUCAUAUCUAGCAAAAAAAUGACUUUUAGAAAAAAAACUCCCCAUUUGAUUGGAUGUCUACAUCAGGUCUAUAUAUGGUAGUAAUCCUAGGUCUUAAUAUUAAAUAUCAAGGGAGGAGAUAGAAUUUGAAAAAUGGUUAUUUUCAAGAUAAAUCGCCCUGGCGUCACAAAACCGAAGGUCAGAGGCGGCAAAAAUCAUAUGCGGUUUGGAGAUGUCCCAAGUCACCUUAUUAAGUGGUAUGAAUAUCAAAGUCCUGUCCUUAAAAAAUGGCAUUAGCCGGCCGGCCCCCUUAAACUAAUCAUAUUUUUCAUUUCAUUCUGUUAUACAUUGAGAUUUAAAAGUUUCCUCUCCACCCAUCAUGGAAUUUAUGAACAGCCUAAAAAGCAAUGUGAAACGUGUAUCUUUUAACAGACAUCUGUACUGGAAAUACAAAGAACACAAGACUACCAUAAAAGGGAUUUUGACAAAGAAAAAUCUAUUUCUGGGCAAGGGCCUGUGUCGCCCAGUGAAAUGUCCUUUUAGCACACAUUUCCAAAGUAAAUUAAUGCUAAUAUACCAGAGAAAAAAGCUAAAAUGGAAAUGCCAGAAUAUUCUGGCUCGCUCACCUUAUUAAAAGGUGUCGGUAUGGUUUCUGGGGCGAGUGAAACCACUACCACGGGUCUCUUACCAUUUAGAUUCAUCCCUCUUCGAAAUCCCUCUACCAGAGAGGGGCCGAUGCAAGGCCCACUCCCAGCUACGACUACUACUAGCGCCCCCAACGCUACCACCAGCGCCUCUACCGGUCAUCCUUGGAGUUAGCCUGUCAAGCUUGGGCCCUAGGGUGGGGUUAUAAAAGAAGGGUAGGAUUUCACUGGGCGACACGGGCCCUUGCCCAGAAAUAGACUUUUCCUUCAUCAAAAUCCCUUUUCUGGGCUCAGCCCGUGUCGCUACAUGAAAUAGUACCAGAGAAUUGGCCAUAAGCUUGAGGAAUGAGCAAAAUAGAUAUUGUAAGGAACAAAUAAAAAACAAUUAAGGUUAAUUAUUAUUAUCAAAAAUAAACUUAUGAACUAGAGAUGAUUAUAAUAAAGGCUUAAGAUUAAUUACAGUAACUUAAUAUUAACCUUAAAGAUAGAUACAAUAUCAUAUAAAAUUAAUUCUGUUUAAGUAAUCCUAAAAUAAAAAUAAGGAAACAACAUAACUAUGUACAACAUGUGGCAUCUAAGGCAUAAGAAAGGCUACAUGGUGGCAGAGCCGCAGGAAGGACGUCAGUGAGGCAGGUAGAAAGGAGAUCUAGAUCUAAGCUACUAUUACUACUUAAGCAGUGUCAGGAGAAACUGUUUCCCGCUGCCACUGCUGGAAAUUUAAGAGCUUCUAAGGACUUGAGGUAGUGACGUUUGAACACUGUCGGAGAUUUCCAGCCUGUAUACUUUUUCAGAUCAUCAAAAUUCAUAUGUUGAAAAUAGUUGACUGAGGUCGCUACUGCCCUAAUAUCAUGUACCCGGGGAAAAGAUUCUGGGUUGGCUUGUUUAAUGAAAUAUAAUAUUUGCUGCCUAAUUCCUUUUAAGGAAAUGGUACCACCUCUUUCCCUCGUGAAUAAAGGGCCUGAAGAUCUUAUGGCCGUUCUAGUAAGAUAUGCUCUUAGGGCAGUAACUGGGCAUAAGGAAGGGUCCUGAGGAAGUGGGAGAAUCUUCCAAGGGGCCCACCUCGCCAGUGGAUUCUCAUUUUUAGCUAAAAAUUGACGAUCUGGAGAAAGUAAUACUUCUCCUGAAGGAAGAAACUCUAUAUGACCUGAGUCUCUAGAUAGAGCCGACAGUUCAGAUACCCUGGCUCCUGAAGCUAGGCUUAAAAGAAAUAAUGUUUUCCUCACGAGGGGUAAAAAGUCACAUGAAUCGUUAUCAGUAUCUGAGGCCAGUUUGAGAACAUCAUUUAAGAACCAUGACACAGACUUAGGCCUCUCUGAUGGUCUGAGCCUAGUACAGGCCCUAGGUAUAGAUGAAAAAUAAGAGUCUGUUAGAUCUAUUUUUAAACCAAACUGGAAAAUUUUCUUUAAUGCUGAUUUAGUAGUAGUAAUAGUACUAGCUGCUAAACCUUUUUCAAAUAAUGAUCUAAAGAAGGAAAUGGCCAGGUUGGUUGUCAUGGUUUGAGAUUUGGACUUCCUCAGAAAAAUAGCUAGUUUUUUAACUGCUAGGUCAUAUUGACGAAGGGUUGACACUCGUUUAUCCGAUUCUAAGAAUAGGAUGUUUUGAGGAUCGAUAUUAGCAUCCCUUUUUCCGCAAACUUCAUGAAGUCCAUAAAGUUAGGGUUUUCAGAAUUCCUGAGGAAGCGAACACAGUCUUCAUUUGUACUAGUUGGGAUAAUUUGGGAUUGGGAAUCCGUUGAGGUCGGAGUCCUAACUCCAAUAGAAGUGGGAACCAAUUGCUCUUGGGCCAAUUGGGGGCUACUAGAGCAACUCGUCCCUUGAAGGUCCUGAGUUUGUUCAGAACCUUCAGAAGAAGAUUCACUGGAGGAAAGAUGUAAAUCUUCUUCCAUUGAUUCCAGUCUAUAGCCAUGGCGUCCGUGGCAUAAGCCAGAGGGUCCAGGUUGGGAGCCACAUAGCAAGGAAGUUUGUGAUUCGACUCUGUGGCGAAAAGAUCCACCUGGAGCCCCGGAACUUGUUGACAGAUCCAAUUGAAUGACUGUCCAGGGACCACUCCAACUCUAGUGGGACUGAGCGAGAUAGCCCAUCUGCUAUCACGUUCCUUACUCCUGCUAAGUGUGUGGCGGACAGGUGCCAUUUGUUCUUGGCUGCCAGUGAGAAUAUGGCUAUCAUGACAUGGUUCACAUGGCUUGACUUGAGCCUCCCCUGUUGAUGCAGUGUACUACUACUGCACUGUCUAACACCAGCUUGAUGUGAGAUCUCUUGGCUGGUUGAAGUCUUUUCAGGGUGAGGAAUACUGCCAUAGCUUCCAGUACAUUGAUAUGGAGCUGGCGGAAUGGAAGGGACCAAGUCCCCUGUACUUUCUUAUACUGAGAGUACCCUCCCCAGCCGCUUAGUGAAGCAUCCGUGUGGAUAACUAAUGCCGAAGGAGGGAACUGAAGAGGAAUUGACUUCGACAAAUUCUUGACCUCCACCCAGGGGCGGAGACGCUUGCGUAAUAUCGCCAGGAUAGAGGACAGCUUGUCCCGGGACCUGUUGUUUGCCCUUGAGCGCCAGACGCGGUUUAUGUCUUUGAGUUUUGCUUUUAGCAGAACGUCCAUUACUGAGGCAAAUUGUAGAGAGCCCAGGAUCCUUUCCUGGCUCCUCCGAGACGUUUGCUUGCACUUGAGAAAUUGUCUGGUUGCUUUGGCUAUUUCUUUUCUCUUCGACGACGGAAUUGAUAGUGUGUGAGAGUUCAAGUCCCACUGAAUGCCCAGCCACUGAAAGCGAGAGUCCGGUGUCAACCUGGACUUGGUCUUGUUUAUCUGGAAUCCUAAGUGUUCCAAAAAUUGGAUUACUCUGACCGUCGCUUUGUGGCACUCUUUGAUGUUUGUGGCCCAAACGAGUCAAUCGUCCAGAUACGCAACUAACAUUAUUCCCUGAGACCUGAGUUCUUGAACCACUGUCUCCGCCAAUUUUGUGAAAAUCCUGGGGGCUACACUGAGCCCAAAAGGCAUUACCUUGAAGGAGAAUGCCUGGUUCCCUAGUCUGAAACCUAGGAAUGGGCGGAAGAUAAGUUUAGAUGGGACAAGUCUAGAAUUAUUCUUAGUUUGUUUGAGCCUUUCUUUGGCACACUGAACAAGCGACCUUGAAACUUUAAGUGCUUGACUCUUGACACUACUCCUUUCUGAAGGAGUUCUUGGGCAUACUUUAUCAAUUCCGCUGUUGGUUGUUGAUAGAAGAUUUUGGAUGGAGGAGGGCCUUUGGUCCAGCUCCAUCCUAGGCCAUUGGACACAAUGCUCUGUGCCCAGCUGCUGAACCUCCAUCUGUGACGAAAGAGGAAUGGUCUCCCUCCUACCUGAGGGUUCUCACUGGCUCGGGGAAGGGCGUGUCCCGCGCCCUCCUCGUAAGUGCUUACCCCGGCUGUAUGCUCUUCCGCUGCCUCUCUGGCGAAAGGCACCCCUAGCCCUGCUACCCCUGCCGAACCUGUUGAAAGGUUGAAAGGACUGGCCUUCAAAUACUGGGUUGAAGGCCGGGGAGACAGCGUAGGAGGUGGAGGCUUAAUUUUGAGGCGGCGUCAGCAGCAGAAACUGUUGCUGAGGCUGUGCCUUUGACAUCGAUGGUUGCGGCACCUGAGAGACCAGAACCGCCUGAAGCAUUGUCUGUUGCUGGGGAGCCUGGAAAGGCUGGAAUUUCCUAGGUUUCUUUGACUUCUUGGCUGAUGAAGUAGACUCAGGUUUCCUUUUACUGGAUAAUCCUCAGCGAACUUUGAGACUCUGGUUGAGUCUUGUAGCCUCACACUGUACUGAGUUUACAAUCGAUUCUGGGAAAAGCUCAGCACCCCAGAUCGAAGCAGCCAGUAAUUUAUUUGGUUUGUGACGGAUGGUGGCUUCUUGCAGAACAUGUUUCCGGCAGUUAGCCUUGCCACGAUGAAGUCAUACAAAUCACAUUGUACUGUGUGCAAAUGUGAUUUGGCUAUCAGUUUAAACAGAGGUUCGUCACCAUAUGUAACAGCUGAAACCUCUGUCAUGACCAGAGUAUUGAGGGAUCUGGAUAGUCUCGUUUGGGCAUCGAAUUCGGCCUGAAUGAGACUGUCUGGAAGUCUAAGAAGCCGCUCACUAAACUGAGUGAUGGCACAGUCUGGUUUCAAUUUCCCGACCGAAAAGGUGGCCGGGAGAUCUGCCCAUAGAUCUUCCAUACCAGGGAGGAGGAGUGAUGUAGGCUCUGUUUCCUGGAGCUGCGGCAUCGGCUCGUCUCUCAUAGCGGCCUGCAUGGUCAGCUCCGCCACCUUCGUAGUUAACGGGAUGGGUGUUUCUCCGUCCACUACGAACAUAGUGAAAGCACUCUUAAACGCUUGGACCCUGGUAUUUACGCAGUCCCAAUCCUCUAGGCUUCUUAGCCAGUCCCGUUGGGCUUGAUCCCGGCCGAAGAUUACCGUCUCUUUAGGGAUCUUAUCUUCUCUCCUCAUGGCUGCUUCCGUAAGGCGGGCGUAACCGAUGAAGGGGGGUUGCAAAUUUGCUGGGUGAAACUCGAAGUCCUCAAGCCUUCGAGUUCCACAGUCCGCCAACGUCAGCAUCCCGUCCUUGAAGGGGGCGUAUGACGAUAUCCUCCAGGGAUUGCUCGCCGUAUAAGGAGGGAGAGUAUUGUAGUCCGGCAUGGCUUGGGCUGCCAUACCAGGCUGUGCAAGACCUGUCGUAGGGUUUUCAUGGAGACCUGCUAUGAGGUUCUCCUGAGUGGCCAGCCUAUCCAA
This is a messenger RNA of Macrobrachium nipponense, 13057 nucleotides long. Its product is annotated as 5-oxoprolinase-like. Gene Ontology annotation, biological process: glutathione metabolic process. NCBI's taxonomy places the organism in Eukaryota, Metazoa, Arthropoda, Malacostraca, Decapoda, Palaemonidae. Gene Ontology annotation, cellular component: cytosol. The record is from RefSeq and is a predicted model, not a curated record. Gene Ontology annotation, molecular function: 5-oxoprolinase (ATP-hydrolyzing) activity.